UUUGUUAAUUUGUUUGGUAUUUCUUUUCUAUUUUCUUUGUUUGAAAUUAUAUAAAUUGUAGUAGUAGUGUAGAGUUGUUGCAUACCGGAUGAUAAUUAUUAACUAUACGGAUUUAGUUUGGAAUGGCUUGAUAAAAUAUAAUAGAUUUAUUUAUCUAACUUGUUUCGUUUCAUUAAAUUUGACUUUUCCGUUAGAUUACAAGUAACUUAGGCCUAGGUUAGCAUUGAUAAUGGAUGAAUCAGCUAUGGACAUGACUAAUGUAUGCUCUUCAGUGAAUAGAACAAAACCUGAGCUCAACUCUCCCAGAGACAAGCAUGAGCUAUUACUUCAAGAAAACUAUGAGCUGAAAAACAAUGUUGAAGUGCUUGCAAGAACUAACAAAGAGCUAGAAAAUGAACUCUUAAAUCUGAAUAUGAAAUACUGUGGGAAAUCUGAAUUAGAUAUGUCAGUAGCUCUUGAUAUCUCCUCGGCAAAGGCUACUUACCAGGAAAAUUAUGAGCUGAAGAAAAAAGUUGAGCUUCUGGAAAAAGUAAAUAUGGAAUUGGAAGGUGAAUUGAAUUAUCUUACUCAGAAUCAAGCCAAAGAAACCACUAGGUUUUUGAAUAUCAAAGAGGAACUUGAUAAUGCUAACACAAAGAUAAAACGUCUAGAAUCGUCACUGGAUGAGGAGCGACUCCAAUCUCAGAGGCUUUUACAAGAGAGUAGAGAAGUGGAAGCUGUAAAACCCAACUCCAACGUGAUGGCAAUGCCAGACCAGGAGCUGCUCAAUAGAUUAGAAAUGCACAUUGAACAAUUGGAGAUUCAACGGGAAAGUGAUCAGCAAUUAAUGAAUGAACUUGUUGAAGAGAAAGAGACACUUUUACAGAAGUUAACUCUCCUUAAUACUGAAAAACAAGCUUUGCAAAGUGAACUCUCCGAAACAAAGGAACAUCUUGACCAAAAAAAUACUGAUCUGCGGAAUCUUAAUGUUACUCUUGAGAGUUUGCGAGAAGAAAAGUUUUUGAUGCAAGGUGAGAUUCAACUCUUAAAAGUUUCAGACAGCAAUGCUCCUAGAGGCAACUCUCUUUUUGCAGAAGUUGAAGAUAAUCGUCAGAAAGUUGCUGCCCAAAGAGAAUUUUUGAAGAUGAAAUAUAUUAAUCUGAAAAAGAUUGUUGGACAAAAGCAGGUCGAAAACAACAAACUAAAGAUGGAAAUAGUUAAAAUUCGUAGAGAAGAAAAAGAAGAUGAAAAAAGUGUUCAUCAUGACUACAAUACUCUAAUUGAAACAUACAAGCAAAGAGUUUGGGAAUUGGAAGAACGAGUAAAGGAACUAGAAAAGAAAAGUGAAACACAACCAAUUAUGAUGUCAGAGUCUGACAAUUCCCAAUGGAUGUGGGUGAACUCUAUGGUAGAGAACGCAAGAAAAGAAACUCGAUCCCUACAAGAAGAGCUGGAUAGAAGGGGUUCAAACUACGUGACCCAAGGACAUCAGCUGCUGGCCUCUCAGAAAGAGAACAGGAAACUGAAGGCAACCAUAGCCAAACUACAAUCAGACAUCGACGAGAUGAGACUACAACUGGACACAAUCAAAUCAGUUAAAAAAGAUGAAGAUCAAGAUGGUAUAUCACCUCCUGCCACUGAAGUGGCACUUGAGUACCAGAAGCAGAAGGUGGUGAGAUUCAAGGAGGCGUUAUCCAAGCAAGUGAAUACUUCCAAACACAACUCCUCCUCCAGUGAUCCAGACACUUCGCUCAUUGAACAAGACAGGUCUCUGAAGGAGACCAACACCAACACAUCGCUUGUCACUGUAAAGGAGGAAGAUAAAGAGAAUUUCGAUUACUAGUGAAAAUGAUCAAUUGUGUUUACUUUCUGAAAAUUGACAGUUCACCUGAACCCUGCUAACAUGUAAAGUUAUUUUUUUUCUUCAAUAAUCAAUACUAUCUGGGUGUGCCAAAAAUAAUUUAUCUGUUUUAUUAGCCUUGAUUUGUUCACAGUUUCCUAGCUUUGUGUUAUUUAUUAGUAUAUUUCAUUACAAGGGCCUAAAAAUAGUGAUUACUUUGGAAUUCCAACAUAGCUCUAUUUCAACAACUGAGGCGAUACCGAGGUCGUCGAAAAUUGAGAGAGGUUCAAAAAUACCGUUCCAGUACAUGUGAUGAACUGUAUUUUUUGUCAUACUGCUCCAUUCUUUAUUAUAGGAUGAAUUAUUGAUUGUAUUUGAUCUCACUUCUAUUUAUAUGUUUAUUGAGUUUAUGUGUUCUUUCUGUAUAUUAUUUCAUGAUUAUUUUCAGAAUAAAUAUUAAAUACAUUAAAAUGUUAUAAAUAGUCUA
Molecule: messenger RNA, 2306 nt
Organism: Macrosteles quadrilineatus (aster leafhopper)
Lineage: Eukaryota; Metazoa; Arthropoda; Insecta; Hemiptera; Cicadellidae
Product: protein Spindly-like
Exons: 11
Coding region: 230-1822 (530 amino acids)
Source: RefSeq, a predicted model, not a curated record